AUGAGUGGUUCUGUUCAGAAAGAACGUCUGGAUUUUCCCGGACAAACUUUAGACAGGUAUUUUGUUGCAGAUGUUCGACGGCUUCCUGGAUGCAAAUGCGAGCCGCUGAGUCGGCAUCUAGAAUCGUUUCAGAUUAUUUGCGACGGUAACGAUUGCAUAGAGAUCCUAAAAUUUAUUACGUAUGUUCUCAACAAGAGCGUAGUGUAUUUCUCGGCUCAUUAUGAGGUCUCCGAAGAACCUCAGCGCUCGAUGGGACACUACGCCGGCGAAAACCUGAAAGUCCACGUCUUAUUUUCCAGUAAACCGUUUCAGCCUCUUCUGAUCUCCUACCUGUCGGUCGAGAGGGGUCGAAAGGAACAAGUCGUGGUUCAGAACGACGAAGACAGCUUCAACGACGGACCGUUCAGCGGCGACCUCGGCACAUCACCUAAAACGACGAUGGGCGAUCGCUCAGAACUGACGUGA
Messenger RNA from Soboliphyme baturini, 465 nucleotides. NCBI's taxonomy places the organism in Eukaryota, Metazoa, Nematoda, Enoplea, Dioctophymatida, Soboliphymatidae. The record is from the annotation of a GenBank genome assembly.